Molecule: messenger RNA, 3339 nt
Organism: Condylostylus longicornis
Lineage: Eukaryota; Metazoa; Arthropoda; Insecta; Diptera; Dolichopodidae
Product: spondin-1
Exons: 9
Coding region: 197-2941 (914 amino acids)
Biological process (GO): cell adhesion
Cellular component (GO): extracellular matrix
Molecular function (GO): serine-type endopeptidase inhibitor activity
Source: RefSeq, a predicted model, not a curated record
UAUAAAGCAGUCAUAUUUUGGAACGCGUUCUUAAAACAUCGUUUAUACAAGAAAAAAGAAAAAAACAAUUAGAUAUUCACGGGAAUAAAAUAAAUAAUUUAAAACGGGAAUAAGUUUUCUUUUCUAUUUCACGCUGGUGAUCCCAGACAAUAUAAUAUAUCCGACAUAUACAUAAAAAUAUAUUUAAAUAUACAUAAUGGAUAGAUGGAAUCGUUUUAAAUUCUUUAUAUUUAUAAUAAUAAAUUUAUUGAAACUAUAUUCUUGUUGUAUACGUGUACCAGAAGGUAGUAUAGUCGGAAAAUCACUUGCUGAUAAUAGAUAUAUUAUAUCAAUAGGUGGAAAUCCGCAAUUUUAUGAGCCAGGACAAAGAUAUAAUAUUUCAUUAAUGGGUAUACAACGUGGUAUAGCAUCAGCUCAUACAUAUAUCGGUUUUAUGUUAUAUGUUGAAAAUAAUUCAACAGAUAUUAAUUCAGCUGAUCCACGUUUAGCUGGUACAUUUGAAGUAACGGAUUACCAUGAAAUCAAAUUUAGUGAUAGAUGCCCAAAUUUAUUAACACAUACGAAUACAUUGGCAAAAUCUAAAAUUCAAGUAACAUGGAUUGCACCGCCACCUGGUAGCGGUUGUGUUAGUUUUAAAGCAACUGUUAUUGAACAUCGUGAUGUUUGGUAUAUGGAUGAUGGUUAUUUAACAAAAACAUUUUGUGAAGAAUCACUUGAAGAUUUUGAUAAUCAACCACCAAUAAUGGAUCCAUGUUGUGCAUGUGAUGAAGCAAAAUAUGAAUUAGCAUUUGAAGGUAAAUGGUCACGUCAUACGCAUCCAAAAGAUUUUCCAGCAAAUGGAUGGAGGACAAGAUUUAGUGAUAUUAUUGGUGCAUCACAUACAAUUGAUUAUAGAUUUUGGAAUUAUGGUGAAUUAGCAAGUGAAGGUUUGAAAGAAGUUGCAGAACAUGGUUCAACUAGAAAAUUAGAAAGUGAAUUAAAAGAAAAAAGUGAUCAAAUAAGAACUAUAAUAAAAGCAAGAGGUAUAACAUAUCCAAAUGUUACUGGUAAAACAUUUGCUGUAUUUCGUGUUGAUUCAAAUCAUCAUUUAAUAUCUUUGGUAUCAAUGAUUGAUCCAUCACCAGAUUGGAUUGUUGGUGUAUCUGGUUUAGAAUUAUGUUUACCAAAUUGUUCAUGGGUUGAAUAUAAACAACAUAAUUUAUAUCCAUGGGAUGCUGGAACUGAUAGUGGACCAUCAUAUAUGUCAGCUGAUCAACCAAAAAUACCACCAGAUGUCAUAAGACGUAUUCGUUCAAAUUAUCCAAAUGAUCCACGUUCACCAUUUUAUGAUCCAAGUGGUGCAGCAAUGAAACCAUUAGCCCGCUUACAUAUUACAAGAAGACGUUUAUAUGCUAAGAAAUGUGAUCAUGUUCCAACUGAAAAUGAACCAAUUGAAUGUGCUACAACACCAUGGCAACCAUGGUCUGAAUGUAAUACAAAAUGUGGUAGAGGUAAAAAAUAUCGUCAUCGUGCAUUUAAAAAUCCUGAAUUAGCAUUAAGAUAUCGUUGUCAAACGAAUUUACGUGAAGAAAGAAUAUGUGAUGGUGAAUAUUGUGGAGCAUUAGAUACUGGUGGUGGCGGUGGUGGUGGUAAUAUAGGUGGUGCUAGUGGUUAUAGUGGUGGAGGUUUUGAUAUAGGUGCUGGUAAUGAUGAUGCUGCUUGUCAAACAUCAAAAUGGACUAGUUGGUCUGAAUGUAGUACUAGAUGUGGUAAAGGAACAAAAACAAGAAGUCGUCAUUAUUUAAAUCGUAAAAAUACAAAAAAAUGUUCACAAAUUAAAGGAUUUAUUUUAGAGGAGAAUGCUGAUUGUGAGGGAUAUGACUGUGGUGGUGCUAUCGAUUCAGAAGGUCAUGAAUUGACUGAUGACCAAGCACCCGAUGAAUGUCAAAUUGGUGAAUGGUCUGAUUGGACACCAUGUUCUGUAACAUGUGGUGUUGGUCAUAAAACACGUCAACGUGAAAUUUAUAAUCGUAAAUUAAUGAAUAGUAGAAAUAUGGAUUUUGAUCAAUCGGAUCCAUGUAGCGUUUUAAAACGUGAUGAAACUGUUGAAUGUGAAGAACAAGAUUGUAAUAUUGUACCAGAAUUUUGUUAUUUUGAACCAGUAUUCGGUCCAUGUCGUGCAAAUGUUUCAAGUUUUUAUUUUUAUGAUCGUAUUUCUGGAGAAUGUGGUAUAUUUAUUGCUGGUGAUUGUCAAGAAAAUCAAAAUAAAUUUAAUACAUAUGAAGAAUGUAAUGCAACAUGCCGUUAUCGUAUACAAAUGAAACGUAUGAAUGAUUUAACAAUUGAAAAUUUACAAUUAGCUGAAAAAAUUGAUUGUAAAGUAUCUGAUUGGUAUGUAAGACCAUGUAAUGUAACAUGCGGUGAAGGUUAUCAAAUUAAAACAAGAAAAGUUUUACGUACACCACAGCAUGGUGGUAAAUCAUGUCCAAAGAAAUUAGUUAAAGUUGAAAAAUGUUAUCAACGUUGCCCAGAUGAAUAUUAUAGUGAAGCGUUUUUAAGACGAAAUGGUCAUUCAAAUAUGAAAUUAAAUUCUGAUAUAAAUAAUAAUUAUAAUGAUAGAAAUUAUGAUGAUAAUAAUGAUGACAAAAAUUAUUAUUAUAAUAAUCAACAGCAACAGCAACAGCAACAACAACAACAGCAGCAACAAAAUAAUUAUAAUAAUUAUUAUAACCGUUAUUCUAAUAAUGAUAAUACACAAUCAAAUAAUAAUAAUGAUGAUUGUUUAUAUGGUCCAUGGUCACCAUGGUCACCAUGUACAGCAACAUGUGGUCAUUCAAUUAAACAAAAAACUCGUAUAUCAUUAAAACCCGACAUGAAUACAAAAUGUCGUGAUCGUGUUCGUGUUGAAAAAUGUGAUGUAUUGCCAUGUUCACCAAAAGAAUGCCGUGGACCAUACUGUUAAAAACGAAUUAAAUAAAAUUAUUGAAGAAAACGAAAUUUGAUAAAGAAUUCGAUAAAAUUUGAAUUAAAAUUUUUAAAAAAUUAAAUACAUAUUCACAUGUACUACAUACAUUUUUCCUAUAUAAUAUUUUAAUAUUAAUAAUUUUAUAUCAUUAAAUUUUUUGUAUUUAUAUAAAUUGAAUUAGGAUAAUAAAUUAGGUUAAUAUUUUUAAAGUGAUUUUAAUUGUUGGACAGCUGAUUAUUAUUGGGGCUAUUGAUUUAUUUUAAAAUAUAUAAUUUAAAUUAAAUGAUAGAACCAAAAUAAAAUUAUGCUUAGCUUAUACAAUUAAAAUUGAAUUAAUGAGAAUUUUAAGAAAAAUGAACAAUAAAAGCGAAUAUAAACGAUUUUAUAUUAAACUA